Molecule: messenger RNA, 1517 nt
Organism: Carya illinoinensis
Lineage: Eukaryota; Viridiplantae; Streptophyta; Magnoliopsida; Fagales; Juglandaceae
Exons: 1
Coding region: 305-625 (106 amino acids)
Source: RefSeq, a predicted model, not a curated record
CCUUUCCACUUUCCCCUCCUGAGAAACCACCCAGAAUUUGAAGAGAAAAGCUCUUUACGCCAUUACAUCAGACAUCGAAUCUAGCCCUACUUUCGUAAUUUCGACUCCAUAAUCAAGUCCCAGACAUUCUUCAGACGACUCAUUAAUUCCCCUCUCCGAUCCUUCCAUAGAUUUGCUUGCUGCUUUCCCCUCUGCUUCACUCCCAACUCCUGAGUCGUUUCCCAAUUUUGAUCUUCCUUAAAUACCCACCCCCCUUGGGGCUUCAAGAACCAUCCAUAGAGCUAAAGCGUUAAUAGAGACCGAGAUGGCGUUGUCUGACUGCGUGGUGGGGAACUUGACGACGAUCUAUGUGGUCGUGAUCGCGGGGAUCAAGGUCUACGGGUGUGCCUGUGGCCGGAGCUUCAGUGGUGGUUUUGUGCUGAUUAUGUCGACAAUCGUGGUGGGCCUCAUCUUGAUCGGGACGCUGACUUGGGACGUGUCCCGCAAGGCCACGUAUGCAGUUUCGCGCGAGCACGCCCACGAAAUGUGCAGGGGUGGUAUAUGUUGGCACGGCGUGGCGGUGAAGUCUCCUGCUUCUCAGGUCCGGUUCAGGUUACCGCAGCAAACCCCACACGGCCGUUUGUAAAAACAAGCUUUAAGUAAAAAAGCAAAGAGAGAAGGGUUUCAACACUGUAAGAUAUAAGUCUUCUUUUUGGUUGGUGGUGUUUGUUGCUUGAGUUUUUGUCUUUAAAUAUUAAAAACCACGAGGUGUUUGCUAUUUUGAUUGAGAGGAAGAGAGUGUACAUAUAAUAAUUACUAUCGAAUGGAAUCAGUUUUGUGCAUAAAGUAAAGGCCCCAGCGUGUUUGUUUAGUUGUCCUUGCUGUUUCCUUUGCUUCCAUAAGGUGUUCGUAUACGGAGGAAGGAGAUGAAUGAUUGGAAUGUUGGCGGAGGGGAGGCGCUCCAAAGUUCCAUGGGCAACGAGAUCAAGGCCAACGACUUAUCUUCACGAUGAUCGAGGCAGCGAACGACAUAAGAGGGAGUAUGGAGGUGGAAUAAAUGACGACGCCUAGCGUUGUUUCUGUACGCAGACAGAGCCUUCAGAAAGAUGUCUCGGCCACAAUGUCUUUGGAAAAAAUACCUUUUGAUCUAUCCGAUCAUCCUAAGCUUGAUUCGGCAAAUUAUGGGUUUAAUUUGCGAGUGAUAAUGCUGUGCUUUGGUAUUGCUACAUGUCAAUUCAGGCCAUGUCCAUCCGGGGAUUGAGGGAAAGGGUUGGGGAGACCGAUUGAGCUGACGGUAGGUAUUAGCAGCAGCACGAUACGAUGGAGAACCUAAAAAUGGCCAAGCUAACCUCUUGAAAUGAUAGCCUUGAUGUAUGCAUUGUGCGUAGAUCUAUAGUUUUAUGGUCUCUAUUCUAUUCUUGGUAAUGCGUCGAAAGGCUUAGAUGUCGCGCAAUUUCUGUUGAACGGAUUUGUCGGGAGGUUUGUCUGAGUUGUUUAGAUAUCACUUCUGAAUUUCUGUAGUUUUAUCUUUUAUGGUA